This is a messenger RNA of Drosophila kikkawai, 2610 nucleotides long. It is a transcript of the gene fipi, whose product is annotated as factor of interpulse interval. The record is from RefSeq and is a predicted model, not a curated record. Gene Ontology annotation, molecular function: protein binding. Lineage: Eukaryota; Metazoa; Arthropoda; Insecta; Diptera; Drosophilidae. Gene Ontology annotation, cellular component: neuron projection.
UUCGUGCUGUUCACAUAUAAAACUUCGUGUCGCUCUCCCGCUCUUCUCUCCGGUCUUCCAAGCUCCGGUCGUGAAUUUCGCGUGCUCUUCGGAUCGGAAUCCGAAUCCGGAGAACGGAAUCCGGACUCGGAAAACAACAAAAACAACAACAAACCGUAGCUUAAAUUGCAGAAACUAAGCCAAAAAACAAUUUUCGCGGCACAAUUUGAUAUUUAGAUAAAUUAAAUAAUUCAUGCCGCCGGCGACUGAACGAGUAGUGUGUGCUAUCAUCAUCUCACAGGAAUUGGCCUAAAAUAUACAUUUCUAUAACAGGUAGUAAUAAUAGCAAUUAAAAGAGUGAAAUUCUAUAAUCGGAAAUGGCCAAUGCAAUGCGAUUACUAAUUGGAUUUAUGCUGAAUUUGGCAGCACUAACAGCUGUCGUCUUGGGCAAUCACCAUGAGAGCCUUUCGCUGAGUCCGGCAGAGCAUAGCGUGGUGCGGUACACAAACGAAUCGCUCAUCGUCCAGUGCCGGAGUCCCAAUCCGGAUGUGAGGCUGCAAUGGAAAUCGCCGCGAGGCGAAAUUAUACGCGAGAACAAAGGACGCAUUCACUUUGAGCAAACAUCGCCAGAACAAUUGAAAAUCGUUUUCGCCCACAUCGCACUGGCCGACAAGGGCAAUUGGACCUGCGAAGCUGCUGAGGGCGGUCUGCAUAGUAAAUCCUUCGAUUUGAUUGUGUACCAGAAAAUUACGUUCACGGAAAAUGCCACCGUGAUGACCGUUAAGGAGGGCGACAAGGCCACCAUUCUGUGCGAGGUAAAGGGCGAGCCCCAGCCGAAUGUCACCUGGCAUUUCAACGGACAGCCCAUCAGCGCCGGAGCGGCCGAUGACUCCAAGUUCCGCAUCCUGGCCGAUGGUUUGCUCAUCAACAAGGUAACACAGAAUGACACCGGCGAGUACGCGUGCCGGGCAUACCAAGUCAACUCCAUCGCCUCUGAUAUGCAGGAGCGCACCGUUUUGAUGAAAAUCGAACACAAGCCCAUUUGGUCGCCGUCCCCUUUUGUAAGCCUCAAGUACGCCUAUAUCAAUGGCACUGCCACGAUCAUGUGCGAGGCUCAGGCAGAGCCGCCGGCCAACUUCUCGUGGCACCGGAAGCAGAAGCAUCUGCACAGCAACCAGAAGCUGUACACCAUCGAGACGGAUAACUACUGGUCCCGACUUACCAUCCGCGUGGUAAAUGCCAGCGCCUUUGACAACUAUAGAUGCCGGGCCUGGAAUGAUCUGGGCAGCAUUGAGCGAACCACGCGCCUGGAGCAGGGCGAGAAGCCACCAGCUCCUAGUAACUUCAAGCUGCGCGGCUUCAACUCGAACACCUUCGAUGUGGUACUCAGUGCGCCGCGCGGCAAGGAGGAUCGUGGCCUUAUGGAGGUCAAUGGAUUCCGCAUCGAGUACAUGACCGAGAUGGAGUUCAAGACGGACGCUGGAAAGUGGACCUAUGCCAAGAGGAAGGACUAUCCCUUCGAAGAAGGUGCAACCUUCCUGCUUACCAAUCUGGAGCCGGACACGGACUACCUGGUGAGGGCUGCCUCCCGCAACCUGGCUGGUUUCAGUGAUUGGACCAGGGUGGAGAAGUACAGGACGCUGUCCCUAGAACCCCGCGCCUCUGCGGGAGUCCUGCAGCCUGCAAUCGUGAUCCUGGCCGUAGUAGCCCUAUGCCAGGUACUGCGUCCGAGCCUUGUGUGAAUCUGAAUCUGCGGGCGGAUGACGGAUAACGGAGAAAUAGGAUGACGCAGGACCUUUGCCCCAUGUGCUUUGUAUAGCUUUAAGGCGUGUCCAAGGGGACACUACUUUUCUGUCUGAUUUGCUUGGUCGGGUUAACUCUUAAAACCUAAAACAGUUUUACGUUUAAGUUUAGUUCAGGUUUCUGUUUAGCUUGGAUAUUUAUGGAAAAAGCAUAUAGGAUUAUUUAUACAUAUAUAUUAUAUAUUUAAAAAAAAUCCUCAUAGCGUUUAAAAGAAGUAAAGGUUCAAACACUCGUAUAAUUAUUCAAAUUGAAAGUUUUGCUCAACUUUCCUACAGUCUGUGCAAAGUCCUAAUGAGUUCGCUUUAGUUCCCCUGCUGAGCUUGAGCCUUGAAUCUGAAUAGAGAUUUUGUUGCCAAAUCUUUAAGAUAUAUGUAAUCACAUAGUUGCCAAAAAUACUAUUAAAUGAUAAACAAACUUUCGCUCUGAAAGAGCAAAUAACUAAAACGUAACCAUUUUUCCCUUUAAUCAUUACUCAAUAAACGAUACAAAAACCCUUUCUAAAGAACAAUAAAUAAAUACACAAGAAGGAGCUUAACGAGAGCAUUUGAAAUUGUAUAUUACAUUUAAUCUUUUUUAAAACCAAAAGCCAAACCAUACGUUUCCACGUGUAAAUUGCCAGGACAACAAAAUGAUAACAUUUGUAUGUAAAAGUAAGCAUAACCCUUUCGCCACAAAAGCAACAAAAAAAGAAACAAAAAUGUAGACAUAUUUUACAACAGAAAACAAACCAUUUGAGGGAACUGGUAAACAUAUUUUGUAAACCAUAAAACCUAGCUAAAGAUUAAAUAUUUUGUGGUUUUCGUUUGCCAAAAUAAAAGUUAUUAUGUA